AUGGCAUCUAGGGUGCUAAAGGAAUUUAAAAUUAUCAAAAUAUUUACUCGUCAGGUAUAUAAUGGGUCAAUUCGUCUCAAAGAUUCACAGUUUUGUUUGAGCUUCACAUUUGGUAGUACCUUCUUAGCAACUCCCACGGAUACCAAAAUGAAACUGGUCAUUAUUGCCGCUUUGAUCGCCGUCUGCGCAGCUGGACGUCUCGAACAUCUCGAACGCUCUUACCUACCUCCUGAUAACACCAAUACCCUAGGUUUUGGUUCCAAUACCGGAUCUCACAACGGUUUAGGAUCCAAUGAAGGCCAAGGAAACUUUGGAUCUUUCCAUUCGCAUGGUGCUGGGCAUGGCAGCAUUGGAUCACUAAGCCCUGCUAGGGGAAAUAACAGAGGUUCCAACGGAGGUUCCAACGGAGGUUCUCAUGGCAAUUUUGGUUUCAAUGGAGGGUCUAGAGGUUUUGGAGCCAAUGAUGGAUCUGGAUCAGACGGUCAUGGGUUUGGUGCAUCAAACGGUAACAGCUUCGGUGCUACAUCAAACCAGUAUCUGCCGCCUAACUACGGAUCAUCCAGCACUAACGGUCAAGACAGAGAUGGACAUUCGUCCGUCGGAGCAUCCAGCAACCAGUUCGGAACAUCGUCUAUUGGAAACAAUAACGAAUUUGGAGCUCAGAGAACUUCUCAAUUCCAGCACGGUCAGAACUCCCACUCGCAGUUUGGCCCCAGCAAUCAAUACCUGACACCUAAGCAGUCUUCGCACUUCCAGAACAUUCCGCAGCAAAGCUUCGACGAGCAGACCGGCUACCAUUAUUAA
This is a messenger RNA of Parnassius mnemosyne (clouded apollo), 804 nucleotides long. The record is from the annotation of a GenBank genome assembly. Lineage: Eukaryota; Metazoa; Arthropoda; Insecta; Lepidoptera; Papilionidae.